Bufo bufo (common toad) is the source of this 3456-nucleotide messenger RNA. RefSeq names its product family with sequence similarity 107 member A (gene FAM107A). The record is from RefSeq and is a predicted model, not a curated record. NCBI's taxonomy places the organism in Eukaryota, Metazoa, Chordata, Amphibia, Anura, Bufonidae. Gene Ontology annotation, cellular component: stress fiber; neuron projection; synapse. Gene Ontology annotation, biological process: actin filament polymerization; actin filament bundle assembly; regulation of actin cytoskeleton organization. The transcript is spliced from 4 exons. Bases 44 to 571 code for a protein of 175 amino acids.
GCAGAGCUCGUCGUGCGCGGUGCGGACAGCAGGGGGCGCGCUCAUGUCACAGAGGUGGUUUGACCGGGUGCGGGUACCUGAUACCGCGGGCACCGGGAUGCACAGGGCCAUGCUGGUCAAGUCCGCUUCCAUGUACUCUGAGAUACAGAGGGAGCCGCCGGAUAUAGGGAGUAUUCUGGCUCAUCCUGACUAUCUGGAAUCAAAUGCUGAACUCAUCAAGCCCAAGAAGCUCUCGAAUCCUGUGAAGGCAUCUAGAAGUCACCAGGAGCUCCAUCGCGAGCUGCUCAUGAACCAUCGCAGAGGUUUGAGCAUUGACAAGAAGCCGGAACUGCAGAGGGUGCUGGAAAAUCGGAGAAGAGACAAGAUCAUACAACAGAAGAGACAGGAGGAGGAGAGCAAGAAGAUGCAGUCACCAUUUGAACAAGAGUUAUUAAAGAGACAGCAGAGGCUCGAGCAGCUGGAAAAGGAAGAAGAGGAACCUAAAGAAGAAAGCCAUGCUCCCGAAUUCAUCAAAGUGAAGGAAAAUCUCAGAAGAACGGCAACAACACCAAGCGAUGAGCAAGUAGUGUAAAAAACAAAUUGCCAAGCGGGAAUGAAAGUUCCGUGUCAAGCCGGAUUUGUCAUGUCACCCGGACAUCUUUCUACUUGACUGGCAGAUUGUUUGUGGAAGGAACCCUCCAGUGUACGCCGUGCGAUCGUGCUCUCAGAAGCCAUGUUACACCCUGUAUUUAGCCGCCACAGCGUUUAGUACAUGAUGCUUUGCCCUAACACCAACGGAAGUGUCCUCAUACAACUGCACGUGGCUGUGGAGAUUUGUGGCUGAGCUGCUGUGUUGCCCACGCUUUCCAUAUGAUGCAACAUUCAAGAGUUGUCAGGUUGUCAGCAGAUAACCUAUCCAGUGCAUCUGUACGGUGACCCCGGAGGGGCCCGUGGGAGCGUACGGUUUAUUAAGCUGUGUUUACCGCAUACAUGUUCUGCAUGUUCAAAAUUCUAAGAGUUGUCCUCUGCGUGUUGCACAGUUAUCAUAACUGCCACGUGAGGUGUCACAUGACCAGCCAUCAACGCUAUUUGUGUUACCAGCCCGUGGUCCGGGCAGUAUUACAUUCCUAUUUCCUUAUGACUACAGUGCAGUAUUACCUGCAUCUAACAACGACAGGAACGCAGCGAGUUAGGGAACCAAGCGCACUCCUUGCUGAUGACCAAUGGAAGAAUGAGAGUUGCAGUUUAUCCCUUUGGCCACUAGAGAGAGCAGUGUGGUUGUCAGAUAUGGUUUUCCUUAUCAUUAUGCAGAUUUGGCGUCGGUGUCAUUGACUGCGAAGUUGUUGAAUUUGAUCCUGAACGUACAGGGGAAGAUAUCUCAGGCAUCGGCAAAGCCAGUAUUCAUCAAGCCUUAAUGUAUCAGCACAACCCCUCUCCAUAUAUCCUAUUAAUGGUAAAACUAGUGCAUGCAGGGGUUCCAUAUUAAAGGGGUUGUCCGAGAUAAUCCCAAAAAUGGGACAAAGGCUUGGAAUGUGUUAAAAACAAAAUAAAAUAGACCCUAUAUUCACCGGUUCAAGUCCUCUGCUCCAGCGCUGUUGCUGCGGUCCCAUCCCCGCUCGGCUUUGUUUACAUGGAUGCAUCGAAGGCGUGCUCGUGUACCCCAUGCGGCUGCUGCAACCAGUCACUGGCCUCAGCAGUAUACUGCACGAGAUCGCUAAGGCUAGAGCAUGGUUACCAACAUUGCAGUUGGUAAAUUCAGACAUGCAAGCCCCAAACAAGAGGAACUGGCCUCUUAUGGGUGAGGCUCACACAAAACCCACCCAUUUUCAGCCUAGGAUAGCCCAAAUUUGACAGCACAGUCUCUGUAUAUUAUGAACAGACCUUGAAAAUUUUAGUGAUUGGCUUCAGCAGUCACGUGGAUUAUACGGCCGUGUCACCACUACAGCCAUGUUAGUAAAGCGGGGAGGACCGGAGCAGAGGGCAAAAAAACUGGAUUGAACUGGUGAGGAUAUGGUAUUUUGUUAUUUUAACUCAUUCUCGGCCUUUAACCCAUUUUUUUAUUUUAUUACCCUUUAAAGUCAAGGGUGGACUGGUCAUAGACCCUACAGGAAAACCUCCCGGUGGGACGAUGCCCUGGAGACCGCCUGAGCCCUGCUUGCGGCCGGCCAGUGGCAGUUUUUGGGGGUUUUGUACUGUUGGGGCAGUAUUUUGGAUGCACUAUGGUAUUUGGCCUUGCUGGGGUGGUAUAUGGUAUUGCUGGCCCCCACCCACUUCAGUUUUAAUAUUUAUUUUUUUUUUCAGGGCCACUAAGUUCUCAGUCUGCCCCUGUUUAAAGCGGUGACGAGACAACCAUGAUAUAUCUUUUAUUUUUAUUUUUUUAUUAUUAUUAUUGCUUAAAAAAACAUAAUAUAUCAUUAAAAGAAACUACACGGAUUACACGUACCUUAUUGCCAUAAUCUAUCAUUGCCCAAUGAAGGGACAUUUUCAUUUUAUAAGACCUGCAUUAACAAUGUUUGCUUGUUUCAUCGGUGACUGAUCCUUCCCCUUUAAGAACGUGGCCCAAUCACAAUAUCACUUCCUCUGCAUUCGGUAGAGCAUAUAUUUAUUUUGGCGUCCGUGCGAUGCCGAUUUAUUUUUCUAUAUAGUCUUCUAAUCUGAAUAAAUCAGUAGAUGUGUAAUAUUUGCAUACAGUAUAUUGAAUACAGCACAGAGUAUUUUUUUACAUCUGAAUUGGACCUUUACAAUCUAUAAACUUUUGCCCGGGCUAAUUAUAAUGAAAUAAUAUGUUGCACUUUAUGCAUUAGUAGGAUUGGAACGAAUAAUCUACUUCAGGGCUAUUAUCACACCUGGGAUGAUGAGAGUAGUGGUGUCCAUGAUGAGAGUAGUGCUAUUCCAUAGAUACGGCCCCUUUAGCUGCUUUUCUGACAUAUCUGUUUUAGUAAAUGCUUGCAUCUCCAAUUAGAUAACGAUCCCAGAGAAUCUUUUCUUAUAACUCUGUGCUGUCCCUCAGUUAUUCGUCCUGGAAAAUGUAUGAUGAACUGCCAACAGAGCUUGGAAAUGGGUCUGACACUGCAGGAUUGAAUGGCCCGAGUGUGUAGGGCCCCAGCGGAAUGGGGACACCCAGUUGGCAAUGUAUUCAUACAUUUCCAGGAGGAAUACAAGAGGAAUGACACAACACAGAGUUCUAAGAUAUGAUGCCUCAGGUAAUUGUUUAAAGCUUCUUGUAAAGCUGUGCCUUGGGGUGCACCAUAUAUGCUUUUAUUUUAUUUAAAAAUUGCACAUCUUGCCCUAUUAUGGUAGCAGUUUUAGCUCAUAUUGGCAUUGCCUUCCCCUUUUGAAAUAUUGCAGGCGGGCACAGAUGGCAUAUGGAGUCGUAUAGAUGAUUGCCAUGUAGAAGGAGGAGGCGGCAAGGUGGGAGACGAGAGCACUGUCUAUAUGCAUGUGAGAGAGUGGGUGACCAGAAGACUCCGCUCUGCA